Molecule: messenger RNA, 1568 nt
Organism: Polistes dominula (European paper wasp)
Lineage: Eukaryota; Metazoa; Arthropoda; Insecta; Hymenoptera; Vespidae
Source: RefSeq, a predicted model, not a curated record
AUAAAUAGAAUAAUAAUACUAAUAAUAAUAAUAAUAAGACGACAUUGUUAAAUCGCAUUAUUGUACGAGAGUAAUUAGUUUCGCAAAUAAAUAUAUCGAAAUGGAUUGGGAAAAUGGGCGGGUGGUGGGUGGUAGAAGAAGAAACAUUGGAAGUAUGUUGAGAAAUCGUGAAUCCACGGAUGAAAUAACAAAAUUGGAGGAAGAAUUGAAACGAGCUUAUUGUAGGAAAGAAUUGGUGGCCCAAUUAGCAGCUAAAAAAAGUCAAGAAGAUAUGGAAAGAGCCAAGGCGCAUUUGGAAUCGGAGAAAAAUCGAUUAUUGGCGUCGAUCGAAUUGGACGACGAGGAUAGGAGGAGAAUAAUCAAAAGGGAUGAGGCUCGAGAGGAAAUGGUAAGGGAGAUAGCUGAGAGAAGGGCAAGGGAAGCUGAGGAAAAGACCAGGUUAAUGGAGGAAGGGCUAAGGGAGAGGAGACAUUUGGAAGAGGUUGAUCGCAAGUUAGAGGAAUAUGAGAAUUUGAAAAAAUUAAAAAAGAAAUUGCAAUUGACCAGCGACAUGAUCAAGGAUAGGAAAAUGUCAUCGGAUUUGUUCGACAUUCAGAUGGCUUAUAAGAAGGAGGAAGAGGAAAAGUUGGAAAGGGAUAGACGGAUAUAUUUGCAGGAGAUCGAACGAAGGGCCAAGGAAGCACAAAAUCGUAGGGUCGAGCUUGAGAAACGUCGAGAACGGGUUCUAACUUCUUUACUGACAACCAUUCUUGAAGAAGACGCUAGUGAACGGGAGAAGAAACGACUCCUUCAGGAGCUAGUUUUCGAAGAACUCGAAUUGGAUCGAGUUAUCAGAGAUUGGCAGGACAGGGACAUCAAGAAUAGGAUGACCAAAGCAUUGGCGAAUUCUUUGAAAGAACAGAUCAAAUUGACGGAACUAUGCAAAGCCAAUUUCUUACGUCGCAAUCAACAAUUUGCUGAGGAAAUGUCGAAAAAAUUAGCCGAGGAUGAUAAAAUAACUCGAUUAAAUGCCGAUGCUAAGAAAAGAGCAUUGUUCAAAUAUCGUCAGGAUCUUGAAAAAAUGAUAAUCGAACGUCAAAGGAUUAUCGAGGAAGAAAUUAGUAAAAUUGAACAAGAAAUUCAAGAAGAACAUAUAUUAGAAGCAUGCAGACAAGAGCUUAUAAAAAAGGAACGCAGUUCUUUAUUGUUAGAACAUGCUGCCAAUGUUGCUGAAUAUUUAGAUACCAGUUUACUUACCGAAUACGAACAAGAUAUACUUCAUAAUAUUUCAUUGUCAUCGAUGAACGAGACUACAAAGGAGAAAAAUGAUGAUAAUUCCAAGAUUAGGAAUGUUUCCAACUUGCCAGAAGAGGACUACUCUGUUGUCGAAAACAUCAAUAAAUUACAUUUUCACGAAUCAUAAGAACAUUCAAUUAACAUGAUAUUUAUUUUCUAUUAGUUUCAGAUCUGUGUUUAUCGAUUGUUUUCUCGAGAAUAUCGAAAUUGUUGUUUUCGUCGAAGAGAAACGGCCGCCGACAAAGAAACACCGAUCGAAGAAAAAUCGAUCGUUGGAUCCUUUCGAUCCCAAU